AUGUCUGCUCCCUCAAACCAGGUCGAGCAACUUCCUUAUGACGAACGCGAAGAAGACUACCAAGAGUUCGAAGAGUACGAUGAGGUGAACAAGCCAGCUACCCGCCCCUUCUACAAGAGGCGUAAGUACUGGAUCUUCUGCGCCAUUCUCACUGUCAUCACCCUCGCCGUCGCUGUGCCCAUCGCUCUCUUUGUCAUCCUCCCUAAGGUGGCCCAGACCAUCAUCAACAACUCCAACAUGGGCUUCAAAUCCAUCCAGAUCUCCAACCCCACGAACACCAGCAUGACCAUGUCCAUGAACGGAGAGCUCUCCAACACCGGUCCCUUCUCUGCCAACAUUAAGUUCCCCGCGCCCAUCGAGGUCUACUACGGCGAGACCUUGCUCGGUUCCAUGAACCUGCCCGAUACCAAGGCCAGCGGCGGUCGCGGUGACCUGAUUGCUGAUGCUACUUUCACCAUUGCCGAUGAGGCUGCCUUCGGAAGCUUCUCUGCUGAUAUGAUGAGCAACGAGAAGUUCACCUGGAAGCUCAAGUCCACGGUCACCAUCGUUGCCCUCGGACGCACCGUCAGUAACCUUAACCUCGACAAGGAACUUGAUGUCUUGGGUAUGGCUGGUUUCCCUGGUGUCCAGAUUCUCAGGUUCGACUUGCCUUCCGAUGCUGCACCUGGCCAAGGUAUCAACCUGGUCAUCGACACUGCCAUGAACAACCCCUCACCUAUCGGUGUCACCCUUGGAACUAUUGUCCUCGACAUUGGCUUCAACGGUACUGCCCUUGGUCAGGUCCGUGCCACUGGUGCCUCCCUCUUGGGCAACUCCCAGUCCAUCCUCAACUUGACCGGUACUAUGGUCCCCCAGACCACCCCUGAAGGUCUUGCCACUGUCAGCUCUCUCUUCUCGGCUUACAUCGCUGGUACCUCUUCCGAGACCACCGCUCGCGGUGUCUCUGUUUUGCCCGAUGGUAUCAACGAAGUCGGCUGGCUCUCGGCCGGUCUCAAGUCCAUGGUCCUCAAGGUCGCCCUCCAGGCCCCUGCUCCUUUGAACGUCAUCAAGUCCAUCGCUCUCGGUCCCAUGGGCAUGAACUGGACCAACACUGAUGCCUAUGCACCCCUGGCUAACUCUCCCGGCGUCGUUGCUGGUUUCGAGAUGCCCUUCGGCUUCACCUUGAACGUCACCCAGGUCCAGAACAGCAUGACUGUCAUCUACAACAACAAGUCCAUUGCCACCCUCAAUGCUGCUGAGUGGGGCGCUGCCGUCACCACCAAGGACGCCAACGGCACUGCCAUCAACUUUGCCUUGCCUCCUACCCCCUUCGCCAUCGCUGAAGAUUCCCAUGCUGACUUUGAUGACUUUGUCAACAAGUUGACCAUUGGCACUACCCAGCCCUUCACCGUCAGCGGUAUUGCUGGAACCGUCGCCAUGACCCCCAUUGGAGAGGUCCGCAUCACCGGUAUUCCCUUCAAGUCUGACGUCGCCUUGUCUGGUCUCCAGGGUCUCAAGACUGACCCCACCGUUAUCAACAAGUUGACCGUCAUCGGCGGUACCACCGCUGGUCUCCAGAUUGCACUCGACUUGACCAUGACCAACCCCUCCCAGCUCACCAUCGACACUGGUGUCGGUGACAGCGCCGUCGUCACCUUCGGUAUGGUCUACCAGGGCGACAACGUCGGAACCGUCAUUUUCCCCACCUUGGACCUUCUCCCCGGUGUCAACAACGUCCAGGCUGGUGCCUUGUUCACCCCCACCGGCACCGCUGGUGGCCAGGCUCUCUUGCAGCAGUACAUGACCAACCAGGUCUCUGUCGUCGACAUUUUUGGCUCUGCCUCGUCCUCUGGCAUUGCUCCCUUGGCUGCUGGUCUCAAGGAUGUCCAGUUGUCGUCGAACAUGCCCGGUAACCCCGCCCAGCUCCUUGUGGGAACUUCCUUGACCAUCCUCGACGACACUGGCAAGACCGGUAUCGCCAUGGCCAGUGUCAUCGUCAACAACCCUUUCAUCCCCGGUUUGACUAUCAAGGCCAUCAAGUCGACUGUCGAGUACAACGGCCGUGCCCUCGGUGCCAUUGAUAUCCCUGAAGUCACCAUCGCUGUCGCCGGUAUGACCCAGCAGGCCUCCCAGCCCUUGCCCCUGUCCAUGGACUUGUCCAUCGACUCGCUCCUCUCGCUCAUGAUUGACCAGGCCAACGUCAACAACCUUAACGCCGAGCCCAUGAUUGCUUUGGGCAAGAUGGCCAAGGACCCCACUGUCAAGAUCCCCUCGUCUGUCUUUGUCGGCUUCAACUUGCCCACUUUCGUCAAGGCUGCCAUGGUCGGUCUCAAGGUCGAUGUCACCAUGACCGUCGAUGUCCUCGUCGGCGAGUAUGCCACUUCGCUCACGCUCGUCCAGAAGGGUGUCCCCACCGCCACCGAUGACACUAUCUUGAAGCUUCUUCCUAUCGUCGGCACCCCCAUUGCCCAGGCCAUUGUCGACCUUGCCACCUUGACCUUCGACAGCGUCAUGAUCAACAGCCCCGCCGAGACCGACUUCACCACCAACAUCAACGGUCUCAUUGCCAACACCGGACCCUUCGAUGCAGACAUCACCUUCCCUUCGGGCUCUGGUGUUGCCUGGAUCAACGGCGGCAACACCGUUUCGAUCGGUCAGAUUGCCAUGCCCACCGUCAACGCCAAGGCCGACGUUGGUGCCAAGCUCGCCUUGACCAACGUUCCCUUCCACGUCACCAGCGGCCCCAGCAUGGGCUCCUUUGUGGGUUACUCGCUUCAGGCCGAGUCCUUUGACUGGGAGGUCACUGCCACCAACAUGACCGUCAUUGCCAUGGGUGCCCCCAUCCCCGGUAUCCACAUGACCAAGAAGGUCACCCUCAAGGGCUUCAACGGCCUCAAGGACUUGAAAAUCGAGAAGUACGAUCUCCCCUCGAACGACCCCGACGGUAUCCACCUUGUCCUCACUGCUUCCCUUAUCAACCCCUCCAACGUCGGUAUUGAUAUGGGCACUGUCGAGUUCUCCAACGAGUUCGAGGGCCAGGACAUUGGUUUCGUCAAGGCCGCCGGUCUCGCUCUCCAGCCCGCCGGCACCACCCCCAUCGCCAUGGAGGGUACCUUGACCAAGCAGACCUCCGAGGCCGGUCUCCAGGCCCUCGGUAACAUGUUCCGCCUCGCCCUUAAUGGUGGUUCGCCCAACUUGAUUGUCAAGGGCAAGUCUGUCACCCCUGCCUCAGGCCCUGUCUCCUGGUUGAGCUCUGCUUUCUCGUCCUUGUCCAUGAACGUCACUCUCCCCAGUCUCGGCAAGCAGGAUAUUAUCACUGGCAUCACCCUCAAGACCAUGACCUUGGACUUCACCGGCUCUGACCCUUACAGCGUCAUGACCUCGUCGGACAACAUCGAGGCCAACUACCACAUCCCCUUCGCCUUCCCCCUGAGCAUCACCCAGGUCGCCGAGGACAUGAGCAUCCAGUUGCCUCUCGGUAACGCCGUCGCCAACUUGAAGCUCCCCAUGGGUCCCUCCCAGACCAUCAGCCCCGGCCUCCUCAAGACUGCUUACACCAACCAGCCCUUGAACGUCAUCAGCAGUCAGCACGAGGUCUUCAACCAGUUCUCCAAGAUCUUGACCACCGGCCCUGGUGUCCAGUUCUACUUGGUCGGUACCGCUGACACUGUUGCCGAGACCGCUGCCGGUGCCAUCACCAUCCCCGGUGUCGCUGUCAGUGUCCAGUCGACCAUGAUCGGCAUGAACCUCAACGCCCAGCCCGCUGCCAUCACCAACAUCUCGGUCGCCGGCGGUACUCCCGAUUACUUGGUCAUCAAGCAGAACGUCGUCCUCCAGAACCCCUCGGGACUCACCGUCAAGGUCGGCAAGGUCUCGUUCGAUAUCACGUACUCCGGCAUGAUGAUGGGUAAGGCCGUCGUCAACGACAUGGUCCUCGCUCCCGGUGCCAACACCCUCCCUGCCGAGUUCCACCUCGCCCCUGCUGACUCGCACGUCCGCGAUGCCUUCUUGAGCGGUUUCGUUGCCGGUAUGACCUUCAACCUCGGCAUUGCCGGUGGUUCCGACUCGACAACUGUUGAGUCCCUUCAUGAGGCCAUGCAGUCCGUUAAGACGUCUGCCUCGAUCACCGGUAUCACUGACAAGUUGAUUGGCACUGGCUCUUCUGCCAUUGCCAACAUCUGGAACAUGUUGCAGCUCACCGACGUGCGCAGCACCCCCGUCCAGGUCAUGAUCUACAACCCCUUCGAUGCCCCUCUCUACAUCAAGAGCAUGUACGCCGAUGCCAUCUGGGACGGCAAGCCCUUCGGUAUCGUCAACCAGGAUGUCGGCAUGACUGUUCCCCCCAAGUCGAGCCAGCUCUCGCCCGUCGUCCAGAUGAAGUCACCCGCCGGUCUUGAAUUCAUGGGUACCUUGCUUCCCUUCAUGGCCAAGUACCCUCAGUUGGUCAUCGGCCAGACUGCCAACGUUCCCUUCCUCAUCAAGUCCCAGAUCACUGCCGUCGUCGGUGGCGAGAACGGUUAUCUCGGUAACGUUGCUUACGCCCAGCCCGACGCCAUCUUUGGUGUCAAGGUCUCCUUCGACCUCAAGCCCGCAGGUGCCGUCUUGCCCGCAGCCCUUGGCGGUCCCGCUGCUGUCCCCGAGACCAACACCACCACCACUGCCACUGAGCCUUCGACCACUGCUACUCCCCUUCCUGAGCAGCCCACGGUCACCCCCACUACCGCUGAUACGACUACCGUUCCCGCCACGGCCACGGCCUCGCCCACGACUACCGUCGCUGCUGUUACCCCCGCUGUUAUCGUGAAGCGUCAGGCUGCUCCUUCGAUCCUCGAGACUGGUCCUCUUGACCAGUCGCCCGAGCAAAUCGAGGCCUGGCUCAAGGCCGUGGUCAACAACUUGGCCGUCAACCAGGGUCUUGCCGCUCCUUACUAA
Messenger RNA from Linnemannia hyalina, 4911 nucleotides. The record is from the annotation of a GenBank genome assembly. NCBI's taxonomy places the organism in Eukaryota, Fungi, Mortierellomycota, Mortierellomycetes, Mortierellales, Mortierellaceae.